CAGCAUUACAUCCAUUCGAGAUAGUCGCCUUUAAUAUGAACGUGCUACUCGUAAUAUUGUUAAACCUACUAUUCCUUUGUGGCACGAACUGCGUACGUAAUAAAUAUAAGAGGUCGCGUCAAUGGAAAUUAUUCGGCUACAACAUUGACGGAGUUAUAUAUACGAGUGAUUCGGACUUUGAACACAAACGAGGUUCAUUUACUUUUCAAGAUGAACUGCUGGAAGAUCACGAAAAAUUUUUGAUUCGAAAGAACUUAGUUCCGAACCACAUCAACUAUAAUGUCUUUCGUACAAUAAUAUCUAUUCCUAGGACAAGGCCGGGUAUACCGUUCACCCUCAAUGAGUUUUCAUAUUUUAGCAAAUAUGACAGUAAUUACGGUCGUUUGCUCAAGCCUUCUCCGUCGUCUAAAGAAUCAAAAAACAUUAUAUCGGUUUAUGAAACUGCAAGCGAUGGAUGUGAAAGAUAUUGGUUCGUUGACACAGGUUUCGUGGAUAUACCUGGUGUAAGAAAACAAGUCGUGCCUCCCAGCAUUUAUGUGUUUCAGGCACAAGAUAAUUAUCUUCUAUAUACAUCUGAUAUAGAUGCUAGCGUUCUUAAAAACGGAGUAUCGGCAGGUCUUAGGUCUCUGACGAUCGACUACAUUUUUCCUUGCCACGAAACCUUCGCGUACAUCAGUGACGAUAACGGUAACGCUGUCAUUGCCUUUUCGUUUGAGGAAAAACGUUUCUGGAGGAUCGAACGUCAAAUCACUGGAAGCGAAGCUUGGACUUUCCCCAUACCGCAAUCCAUUUUACUGUACGCUGAAAACGUUAUAAGAUACAGGAAAAGUCCGAACGAGACAUUUGUACAUUAUUCAGAUAUUUUGAAAAAUACGAAGAUUUCUCAACGUUCCGGCCAAGAUGUGACCGUGGAUCUUAGUGAAAUAAAUACAAAUCCAAGAGGAGUUUUAUACGACAGAAAUUAUGACGGCAACAUUUUAUUUUUCACGGAUGAAUCUCGCACUAAUCUGUACUGUUGGAACAUGGACACGCCGAUGGAUGAGGACAACAUUGAACUGCUCACUGAUGUUUCCAGGAAAAACGACUUUUACAUAAGCGCUUUAAAUACAUUAGGGGCAGGAUUUUAUUUCAUGGUUAAUAGAUUUAGGGGCUUAGUUGACAAUAUUUAUGAUGGAAACGCAAUCAAUUUCGCUGAUUACCGCAUAGACGUAGAUAAAAUGUUGAAUAAUACAAAAUGCAACAAACCAACGAGAUGUUCAAAUUUCAUUGACAGUUGGAGAAAUAAAAUCCAGCGUUCAGUCAGUUCAUCGAAAUACAUGGUUAAAUAUGUAAGUGAUGAGUACAUACAAUCAGAACUAGAAAGAAAGGGACGCCUUGGAUGAUUUAGUAAAGCAAUAUAUGUAUAUAUUUGAUUUUUAGUAAAUGAAUAUGUGUAAUUCAUGUCGAUAAUUAAUAAAAAAUAUAUUUCUUCCUAUUAAAAUAUAAAUAAUCUCCAUUAAAAACAACAAAAGAAUCAGAAUGUAUAAAAUUUAAUAAACAAUAGAAAGACCGACUGUAAAUUAUAUACUAUACAAAAAUUCAAAA
Messenger RNA from Bombyx mori (domestic silkworm), 1584 nucleotides. Its product is annotated as L-dopachrome tautomerase yellow-f2. Lineage: Eukaryota; Metazoa; Arthropoda; Insecta; Lepidoptera; Bombycidae. Gene Ontology annotation, cellular component: extracellular region. The record is from RefSeq and is a predicted model, not a curated record.